AGGUAAUGCACCACAAAAAAGAGUAAGUAGAAGUGUUGUAUGAGGUUUUGUCCUUAUCCAAUGAGGUUGAUGAAGUAUUCCUCCCUAUCCUGAUAAACACAUUGAAAAAAGAGAGAACUUAAGAUUGCCUAGAAUUUCUCUCAUAAGAUCAAAACAAAUUUCUUUUUGAAAUAGAAAGGGAAAAGGUAGAAAACUAAUCUCUACCUAAUAAAGAAUAGACUCUAAAUGGAGAGAAGAACAUUAUGAGAAUAAUCAAUGUUCUCAAAAAAGUUAGGGAUCAUGACUUUAAUACACAGAAUUAUUCAAUAGAUGAUUAUGAAGAAUUUUAAAAGGAUCUAUUCACAAAAAUAUCAUUGGAUAAGAAGAUAAUAGAAUUCCUAAAAUUUUUAGUUCAUCUGACUGCUUUAGAUGAGACAUAUAUUUAGUGUGGAUCAAAUUCUCUUCAUUUGCUAGUUUAAAUGAAAGUGGAUUUGAGGGAAUAAAAUUUUGAGAAUAUCAGGAUCAGAAACACCUCUUUAGUUGGUGGAAUUUUUGCAAGAUGCAUAUUCAAUGGAUCAGAAUUUGACAAUGUAGAUAUUAGUGGAAACAUUAAUAUGUAGUUACUUCAAUUUGUUACUCUCCUGAUGGUACUACAUUAGCAUCUGGUAGUUGGGAUAAGUCUAUCCGUUUAUGGGAUGUUAAGACAGGAUAAUAAAAAGCCCAAUUAGAUGGUCAUUUUGGAACUGUUAAUUCAAUUUGUUACUCUCCUGAUGGUACUACAUUAGCAUCUGGUAGUCACGAUAACUCUAUCCGUUUAUGGGAUGUUAAGACAGGAUAAUAAAAAUCCAAAUUAGAUGGUCAUUCAUCAACAGUUUAUUCAGUCAAUUUCUCUCCUGAUGGAAAUACAUUAGCCUCUGGUAGUGAUGAUAACUCUAUUCGUCUUUGGAAUGUAAAAACAUCAAAAGAAAUACUCCAAUCAGAUAGUAGCUAUAAAGAUUUGCUUGCCCAGUUUAACAUACCUCUUUACAAUAGCUCCUUAUUGCCAAAUGGUAUUUAUUAUUCAUUAUUAUUUAGUUAAUCCUGAUCGUACAAUACUUAGAAUAUGUUAGAAUCCUUUAUUUGAAGCAUCAGGAACACUUAUCCUUUAAGGACAGUUAAUUAAUCAUUAAGGGAAAGAUUUAAAACCUUUGUUUAAAUCCAAAGGAAGUUGCUUUUUAGAAGACUUAAAGCAAAAAAAGUGAAUUUGAAUAUUCAUUAACAAC
Paramecium octaurelia is the source of this 1241-nucleotide messenger RNA. The record is from the annotation of a GenBank genome assembly. Lineage: Eukaryota; Ciliophora; Oligohymenophorea; Peniculida; Parameciidae.